AUGGACGUCUCUAGACAUGUCCCGUUACCGUUGAGACAAGUCUUUCAAGCUGUUUGCUCCUACGAAUCUCCUAAUCCGCAUCACCCUCAACAACGAAACCCUCGCCCGAAUUCCCCGCUCCACCCUCCUGCACCACACCUACCACGACAGGCCCCCAAACCCGCUAAUCCUCCACCCCCAAACUUGCCCAGUAGCAGCAACCAACAUCCUAACCUGGCUUCCACGCAACCCACGCACCAACGGCCCCUUCCCGUGCCUUACCCGAGCAUCACCUUCGAGCAAGCCUGCCAGCGCUACGCCCUCGCCGCGUACCUCCGCAUCCCGCGGAGCCGGCUAGGCGACGAACUCCGCGAUGAGAUUUGGCUGUAUGUCUAUAGCUUACCGGCGUUGCGGAAUGAUGAGUUUGCGAUGGUGGUGGAGUUGUUGGCGUUUGAUGGAGGGUUGGUGAGAUUGGCGUGUCAGAGGUUGAGGGGACGGCGCAGGGAGGCGGAGGAGUUGAUGGGGAUGGUGAGAGUUGCGGAGGCGAUGUUGGAGGGGAGGAAGGAGCGGAGGGGUGGGGAUUGUUGA
This is a messenger RNA of Zasmidium cellare ATCC 36951, 567 nucleotides long. RefSeq lists its product as uncharacterized. Bases 1 to 567 code for a protein of 188 amino acids. The transcript is spliced from 2 exons. Lineage: Eukaryota; Fungi; Ascomycota; Dothideomycetes; Mycosphaerellales; Mycosphaerellaceae. The record is from RefSeq and is a predicted model, not a curated record.